AUCCACUCUUUCUCUCUCCCCUUUCCCUUCACUGCUUUUUUAUUAUUAUCAGCAUCUUUCUCCUCAGUUUCUCUCUCCCUCGUCAAAAAAUCAAUCAAGAAAACAAAUAAAAACGCAAUCUUUAUUAUUCUUUACUGUGUAGCAGAGCAAGAAAGAAGGAAGAAAACACUCGAAAUUACACAUGCCCAUCAAAAUCAAAAUGGCCCAGCUGGACCAAGAUUUGUGCGUGUAGAAGAAAAAAAGGGAAACCAGGGGGGUGUACGUGAGAGGCCGUCUUCAAUGGACCUCAAUUCCAAGAUUUCACACAACCAAAAUUAGGGGGAGAAAAAAACAAGAUGUUGCCACAAAUACCCUUCUUCUCCUGCUACAACAAGGGAAAAAAUUCCCCAACUUCAUCAUCAGCAGCAGCUAUCAUCUUCCUACACAAUAACAACAGCAACAAUCAAUGUUUUAUAUAUAUAAUCUUAAAUACCAUAUUUCCACACCCGAAUUACGUGGGCUUUUUGGGCUUUGUAUUGGUCAGAGUUUUCUUUCACAGAGAAAACAGCAAAGCUCUAAAGAACCUUCCCACCACCACCUCCCCCCUUCCUUAUCUCUCUGUCUUUUCUUUAUUUCUCUCCUUGCACGCCUCUACUUUCUAUCUUUCCCUCUCCUUUCCUCUCUCUCUUUCUCUUUCUCUCCUUCUGCACCCCCUUGAUUGUCGUUCGGUCUGAUGUCUAAGAAGAUGAAGAGGAUUUCCAUGGAAUCGUCAAGUUAUGGUGGGUAUGAGGAUGCUAGGGCUAGAGAAAAGCACCAGGUUCUCUUCCAGGACUUUCAAGAACUGCAAAUGGAAAUCAACAGCAGAAGAGAAAAAUUGGAUGAUGUGAAGAAGCAGAAGCUGAUUUUACUUGCUGAAGUUAGAUUCUUAAGAAAGAGACGAUCAUACCUACUGCAAUUGAAUUCAAUGAACAGGCCACAAGAGAACAACACUCUAACCCUGAAAACGGAACCAAAUUCUACAAUCGGGAUGAAGGGCAUUAGGCCUUGUAAGAAAGAAGCUGGUCCACAGAAAUUACCACCACCUGUACCCGGCUCAAACCCAAAGCAGAAGGGACGAAUAGGCAUGGGAAAAAAGGAAACUGCUUUGCAGGACAUCACUCCAACACUCCCACCAAAUAUGAAGCAUCGACAUAAACGGCAAAAGAUAAGCAGUAGUGCGAAGCAACCUACUGCUCUGCCUAGUUUGGGUCCGGCUUAUGAUUAUAACCAUGGUGGUUCCAAGACACACAACGGGAAAGACUCCAUUUUCCAUUUGCCAACACAAAAUGCUAUUGAUUUGAACCAAAAUGUGAGAUUGCUGUACGAUGGGAACAGUGCUGUCAUGAGGGGGACCCAUGUCCCGCUUUUUGAUCUAAACCAGGAGAGCAGUCUCAGCUGGAAAGACAUUUCGCCUCCAUCUCGAGUCCCAUUUGACUUGAAUGAGAUAUCGACUGAGGGAGAAGAACCGAGGUGGAACUUUGAACCGUCGAUGUUACAAGAGGAGACCGAAAGAAGUUUGAUGAGAGGAGGUGUAAAUGAAGAUCAACACGGUGGGGAUUUAAGGAUUUCUCUGUGUAGGAAUGCAGGGGGCGAGGGUACGUCUAGGGCAAGGAAGCCCAAAAUAUCGUGGCAAGACCCUGUUGCCCUUCGGGUUUGAUCCUCACUGUCCUCCGUCCACUGCCAUAGCCAAAGUCUAUAUAUAUAGCACAGUAUGUAUGGGGCUCUAGUAAGUUAUAAUAGUAGUAGUAGUGUGUCCCAUGUUUUUCCUUUGGAGAAUGACAAUUUGCAAGAUAUAUAUAUAUAUAAUAUAAUAUGUGUAUACACGAUGUUUGGCAUAUGCAAAUUCUUGAAGAUUAGCAAACACGAGAUGGACUCUAUUUUGUGUUAUUAGAUUGAUCAGAAAUUCUUUUCUUU
Molecule: messenger RNA, 1932 nt
Organism: Cuscuta europaea
Lineage: Eukaryota; Viridiplantae; Streptophyta; Magnoliopsida; Solanales; Convolvulaceae
Source: the annotation of a GenBank genome assembly